Molecule: messenger RNA, 228 nt
Organism: Sordaria macrospora k-hell
Lineage: Eukaryota; Fungi; Ascomycota; Sordariomycetes; Sordariales; Sordariaceae
Source: RefSeq, a predicted model, not a curated record
AUGGCGCCCCUCUCUCCCACUCAACCGGAUAAGCUUCUACACAUAACUGCCCUGACGCUGUCGAGGUCAGGGUCGCGACCGUCGAAGAUCCUAUCGCUCGUUGAUGCCCAGCAGGGUUACCGCAACUUCAGCACGAACAAGCGUGCGCACGAAGAUGACGAGAAGCCGAUGAUGCGGUCAAGCGAUAGUUUCAAGGACUUCAAGAUGGCGUUAUCCUGCCUCAUCUGA